Messenger RNA from Fukomys damarensis (Damara mole-rat), 3296 nucleotides. It is a transcript of the gene Ddx46, whose product is annotated as DEAD-box helicase 46. The transcript has 23 exons. Gene Ontology annotation, molecular function: ATP binding; RNA helicase activity; RNA binding. The record is from RefSeq and is a predicted model, not a curated record. NCBI's taxonomy places the organism in Eukaryota, Metazoa, Chordata, Mammalia, Rodentia, Bathyergidae. Bases 167 to 3265 code for a protein of 1032 amino acids.
CAGCACGUCCUGUUUUCGUUGGUCGUGGUGGAAUGGCGGCUCCUGCUGUAGCUGCUGCAGCUUCUUAGUACUGGUCCUCGUCCUGAGCCCUAGUGCAGUACGGCUUCUUUCUUUGACCUGUUUGCCUGGGCGUCCCCGAGGGUGAAGCUUUGGUACAGCCGGCAGCAUGGGCCGGGAGUCGCGCCACUAUCGGAAACGAUCAGCAUCAAGGGGACGCUCUGGAAGUCGAUCUAGAAGUCGCUCACCCUCAGACAAAAGAAGUAAACGUGGAGAUGACAGACGGUCUAGAAGUAGAGAUAGAGAUAGAAGGAGAGAAAGGUCUCGAAGCAGGGAUAAAAGAAGGUCUCGGUCAAGGGACAGGAAGCGUCUGAGGCGUUCCAGAAGUAGAGAAAGAGAUAGAAGUCGAGAGCGAAGAAGAUCUCGAAGCCGAGACAGGAGGCGCUCAAGGAGUAGAAGCAGGGGCCGAAGAUCCCGAUCCUCCAGUCCUGGCAAUAAAAGCAAGAAAGCUGAGAACAGAUCUAGGUCCAAGGAGAAAACAGAAGGUGGGGAAAGUUCUAAAGAGAAGAAAAAAGACAAAGAUGAUAAAGAAGAUGAAAAAGAAAAAGAUGCUGGUAACUUUGACCAGAAUAAGCUGGAGGAAGAAAUGAGAAAGCGAAAAGAAAGAGUUGAGAAAUGGAGAGAAGAGCAACGUAAAAAGGCCAUGGAAAACAUAGGAGAACUGAAAAAAGAAAUUGAAGAGAUGAAACAAGGGAAAAAAUGGAGUUUAGAAGAUGAUGAUGAUGAUGAAGAUGAUCCUGCAGAAGCUGAAAAGGAAGGAAAUGAUAUGGAGGGUGAGGAGUUAGAUCCAUUAGAUGCUUAUAUGGAAGAAGUGAAAGAGGAAGUAAAAAAGUUUAACAUGAGAAGUGUAAAAGGUGGUGGGGGAAAUGAAAAGAAGUCAGGGCCAACAGUCACAAAAGUUGUCACUGUUGUGACUACCAAAAAAGCAGUUGUAGAUUCUGACAAGAAGAAAGGUGAGCUGAUGGAGAAUGACCAGGAUGCCAUGGAGUAUUCUUCAGAGGAAGAAGAAGUUGAUCUUCAGACAGCCCUUACAGGCUAUCAGACAAAGCAGAGAAAACUUCUAGAACCAGUUGAUCAUGGAAAAAUUGAAUAUGAGCCAUUCAGAAAAAACUUUUACGUUGAAGUUCCAGAACUAGCAAAAAUGUCUCAAGAGGAGGUGAAUGUGUUUCGGUUGGAAAUGGAAGGCAUUACAGUGAAAGGAAAAGGUUGUCCCAAACCAAUUAAAUCUUGGGUCCAGUGUGGAAUUUCCAUGAAGAUCUUAAAUUCUCUCAAAAAGCAUGGCUAUGAGAAGCCCACACCAAUCCAAACCCAAGCAAUUCCUGCAAUAAUGUCUGGACGAGAUUUGAUUGGUAUUGCCAAGACAGGAAGCGGAAAGACCAUUGCUUUUCUGCUGCCCAUGUUUAGACACAUCAUGGAUCAGAGGUCACUAGAAGAAGGAGAGGGUCCAAUAGCUGUCAUCAUGACUCCAACUCGAGAACUGGCUUUACAAAUUACUAAAGAAUGUAAGAAGUUUUCGAAGACCUUAGGACUUAGAGUGGUCUGUGUUUAUGGAGGAACAGGAAUCAGUGAGCAGAUUGCUGAACUGAAAAGAGGUGCUGAAAUUAUUGUUUGCACACCUGGUCGAAUGAUUGACAUGUUAGCAGCUAACAGUGGUCGGGUCACAAAUCUUCGAAGAGUGACAUAUGUUGUUUUAGAUGAAGCAGAUAGAAUGUUUGACAUGGGAUUUGAACCACAGGUCAUGCGCAUUGUGGAUAAUGUCCGUCCUGACCGACAGACAGUUAUGUUUUCAGCUACUUUCCCUAGAGCUAUGGAGGCCUUGGCACGCAGAAUCCUGAGUAAACCCAUUGAAGUACAGGUUGGAGGCAGGAGUGUGGUUUGUUCAGAUGUGGAGCAACAGGUGAUUGUGAUUGAAGAAGAAAAGAAAUUCUUAAAGUUACUUGAGCUUCUAGGUCAUUAUCAAGAAUCAGGAUCUGUCAUUAUAUUUGUGGAUAAGCAGGAACAUGCUGAUGGUCUGCUGAAAGACUUAAUGAGAGCAUCUUAUCCUUGCAUGUCUCUUCAUGGAGGUAUUGAUCAAUAUGACAGAGAUAGCAUCAUAAAUGACUUUAAGAAUGGAACCUGCAAGCUUCUUGUGGCCACCUCAGUUGCUGCCCGAGGUCUAGAUGUGAAACAUCUGAUUCUUGUAGUAAAUUACAGCUGCCCCAACCACUAUGAGGAUUAUGUACACAGAGCAGGACGGACUGGAAGAGCAGGCAACAAAGGUUAUGCCUACACUUUUAUCACAGAGGAUCAAGCUCGCUAUGCUGGUGACAUUAUUAAAGCUCUUGAAUUGUCAGGGACUGCAGUGCCUCCUGAUCUAGAGAAACUUUGGAGUGAUUUCAAAGAUCAACAGAAAGCUGAAGGAAAAAUAAUUAAAAAGAGUAGUGGGUUCUCUGGUAAGGGAUUCAAGUUUGAUGAAACAGAACAAGCCUUGGCCAAUGAGAGGAAGAAGUUACAGAAGGCAGCUCUUGGUCUGCAAGAUUCAGAUGAUGAAGAUGCUGCAGUUGAUAUUGAUGAACAAAUUGAAAGCAUGUUUAAUUCAAAGAAGAGAGUAAAGGAUAUGGCUGCUCCUGGAACAUCUAGUGUUCCUGCCCCAACUGCAGGAAAUGCUGAAAAAUUAGAAAUUGCUAAGCGAUUGGCGCUCAGAAUCAAUGCUCAGAAGAAUUUGGGCAUCGAGUCUCAGGUAGAUGUGAUGCAACAGGCCACCAAUGCAAUUCUAAGAGGUGGCACUAUUCUGGCUCCCACUGUGUCUGCAAAAACCAUCGCAGAGCAACUUGCUGAAAAGAUCAAUGCCAAGCUCAAUUAUGUGCCUUUAGAAAAACAAGAAGAGGAGAGACAGGAUGGUGGUCAGAAUGAAUCUUUUAAGAGAUAUGAGGAAGAAUUAGAGAUUAAUGACUUCCCACAGACUGCUAGGUGGAAAGUUACCUCUAAGGAAGCUCUGCAGAGAAUCAGUGAAUAUUCUGAAGCUGCUAUUACAAUCAGAGGAACUUACUUCCCUCCUGGCAAAGAACCAAAGGAAGGAGAACGGAAAAUUUACUUGGCAAUUGAAAGUGCCAAUGAACUUGCUGUGCAGAAAGCAAAGGCAGAAAUCACCAGGCUCAUAAAAGAAGAAUUGAUCCGGCUGCAAAAUUCAUACCAGCCGACAAAUAAAGGAAGAUAUAAAGUCUUAUAAACAUCUAAAAAAACCUUUUUUUUAACCUGUG